ACUUAACAUGUGUUAUUUAAAAAAAAAAAAUAUAACCAUUUGAUAUAUUAGGUUUAAUAGCUGAUUGUGGCUAAUCUGAUAACCAUAUGUUUCAACACUUGUUGAUGUGUUUUCUAAUGCACUUCUAUAUGAUAUUUUAUUUUUGAUAUCCAUAAAUCCGCGCCUGCUUUUAUAGACUUAGAUUUUUUUUUUUUUAUGACAGAAACAGUGAAAUUUUUUAGAUUAAAAAAAUUAGUCUCUUCUAUUCUGGUUUAUGGUUUCUCUUGGCAUCGCAUAGUAUAUACACAAAUAAGAAAGUAAUUACAAAAACAUUUAAUAAUUUAUUUUGUAUAGAAAUCUUCAAAUCUACUAUAAAGUAUAAAAAUUAUAUUCCAUCCGUUUCAUAAAAAUGUUACUUUGACAUUUUCACACAAAUAAAAAAAAUGAUUAAAACACAUUUAAGUUUUUAUUAAUUACACUUAUUCAAUCAAUAAUAUUUGAGAAAACUGAAAUUAUUUAUAAAAUCAAUGCAUUUGUAAUUAAUAUUAAAUUAAAAAUUGAAUUGAAAUUCUAAAUUGAUACGUUUUUGUAAUAAAAAAAAUGUUAAAGUGAUAUUUAAUAUGAAACAUAGUGAACAGAUUAUAAGAACAGAUAUUUAAGAGUCCGUUCUUAGUUUUUUUAGUUAAAAAUUAAGAAACGGUUUCUUAUAUUUCACUAAGAACUUCACCAUAAAAAAACUUCAUUAAUCAUGUUGCUAACUUCAAAAUAAAUGUUUCGAUUAAAUAAAAAAAUCAAACUUUGGAACUUUCUUCCAAGUUAGAUUUCAAGGAAUAUAAGUGUCACUAUCUAUAUGAUAAAUAUAUAUUUUUAGAAUAAAGAAAGAUGCAUUUUUUUCUGCUAGGGUAGGCGUUCAUGAAUAUACCUCUAUCACUUUCACUCUCUCUUUUUGCCGGCCUCCAUCACUUUCAAAAUUAAAAGCAAUACAAAAAAAUUAACGUAUGUAAUUUCAUUUGAACCUCACACUGGCACAUUCCUUCACCCUUGACCAGCCGCCCGCCUGUUUCAGUCCGUCCUUGACAAUAUAGGAUUUAAUUUUUCCUCUACUUAAACUUACACAUGACUCAUAGUUUCUAAAGACGAUCGUAUUUCAGUUAAAGAAACCCCUACAUAUUAUAUUACUAGAUGAUUUCAAUAUUCUUAACCAUUUGCAUGUAAUCUUUAUACGAUUACAUCACAUGAAUUUUCUUAUAACAAAGCCACAUCACAUAAUAAAAAGCCACAUCACAUGUUUCUGUCAAUAUUUCUGUUUUAACACAAUAAAUAAAGAGCAACUACUAUAUUGUGGUUCAAAACAAUUAAUAGCGGCACCAGGAAAUUUCAUCUUACCUUCAAGACAAGAUUUAAAGACCACUUUGAAUCGUUGACUUAGGAAAUUUUGGUCAUUGUGGGUCAGUGAGUGUAAUAAUAUAUCCUUGAUACCUUGCUUAGCUAUGAGCCAUAACUUUUGUAAGGAAACACAACGAAUAAUAAGAAAACAUAUAUAAUCUUUUGUCGACCAUAAGAAACACGUUUCCUAUCAGAACUGAACUAUGUUUGAUUUUUAAGUUUUUAAUUUUUUUUGAAACAUAUUGAUGUAUUUAAUUGUGGUACAAUAGGAUCUCUAUAUUUUGAAACAUAUUGAUGUAUUUUUUACAUUUGCAUAAAUAGAUUAGACCGGAUAGCCAAUAUUUUUGCUUUUAAAAGUUUUAAAACCAAAGUUAGGCCAGACAUUCAAACUUAAGCUUUAUCACAAUAUCUCUAAAAAGUAUAGUUACAUUUUCAGAAUCCAGUAAGUCAAACAUGCAACUUGCAUCCUCACUCAUCCAAAUAUCCACGUUACCGAAACACUAACUAUGACGUUCGUGGACCUUAUGCUCGUACGUGGACCUCAAGCUCUAUAUCCAAAACUCAUUACUUAAAGUGAAGCUCACUUUUCACCACCAUGUAUAGUCUCUCCAUACGUCAUUCUGAUGACGUCAUCUUCCUCUUCUUUCACACUUGGUGUUGAAGCACCUUCCUAGUAACCACGCUGAAAUUGCUUGUAAAUGUUUAUUAAUCUUAUCUCUUAAUUAUAUUUCCUUACAACAUAAAAAUAAAAACUUUCGUAAUAUAUUUAUAAGUUUAUCAGUGAAAGACACAUUAUUUCUCUGUCUUCCCUUCAUCACUUGCUUUAGCUCUACUAGUUCUUCGUUGACAAAAAAAAAUCUACUAGUUCUUAGUUGCUUUAAGAUCUCUCUCUCUCUCUCUCUCUCUCUCUCUCUCUCUCUCUCUCUCUCUCUCUCUCUCUCUCUCUCUCUCUCUCUCUCUCUCUCUCUCAUUUGUUUCUGUAAACAAGAAAAUGAAUUUCCCUCAAAACCCUAACCCUAAUUUCACGUUCUUAUCCGAUGAAAAUUUUAUUAGUCCCUUUAUGGAUAAUUUCGAUUUUACCAAUUUGAUGUUUGAAGUUGAUGAAGGAGGCAACAAUGGAUUAGUUCAGGAGGAAAAUUCACCUCCAACAAGCAUCGUUUCGUCGGAGACACUUACUUGUGAUAGCAGCGGAUCUGGCAGCGCAGUAAUGACGCUGAGUAAAAAGGACUCAACUUUUGACUGCAUAAACAGGGGAAUUAAAGAUGCUGAGACGAAGGAGCCGCCGAGUCAUCGAGUUGCAUUUAGAACGAGAUCAAAGAUGGAUGUGAUGGAUGAUGGUUAUAAAUGGAGGAAGUAUGGGAAGAAAUCUGUCAAAAACAACAUUAACAAGAGGAAUUACUACAAAUGCUCAAGUGAAGGUUGCAUGGUGAAGAAGAGGAUAGAGAGAGAUGGUAAAGAUGCAGCCUAUGUGAUUACAACCUACGAAGGAGUCCAUAACCAUGAGAUUCCCUCACAUGUCUAUUACAGUGACAUGGUCUCGUCUUAUGAUCAUAACAAUUGGAACCAGCACUCUCUUCUUCAAUCUAUCCAACAUAUAUCUCCUCCAUCUUGAUAUUAUCAGAAACCUAGCAUCAUUGUAAAAUCUCAAUAUAUCGCCUUGUAUAAUUCUAUAGGUAUAAUAUUAACGAAGUUAAUUAUUUCGCAAUUA
Brassica rapa (field mustard) is the source of this 3073-nucleotide messenger RNA. Its product is annotated as probable WRKY transcription factor 51. Gene Ontology annotation, biological process: regulation of DNA-templated transcription. The record is from RefSeq and is a predicted model, not a curated record. Gene Ontology annotation, molecular function: DNA-binding transcription factor activity; sequence-specific DNA binding. Lineage: Eukaryota; Viridiplantae; Streptophyta; Magnoliopsida; Brassicales; Brassicaceae.